Exophiala aquamarina CBS 119918 is the source of this 465-nucleotide messenger RNA. RefSeq names its product ubiquitin-40S ribosomal protein S27a. Lineage: Eukaryota; Fungi; Ascomycota; Eurotiomycetes; Chaetothyriales; Herpotrichiellaceae. The record is from RefSeq and is a predicted model, not a curated record. The transcript is spliced from 2 exons. Gene Ontology annotation, cellular component: cytoplasm; nucleus; ribosome. Gene Ontology annotation, biological process: protein ubiquitination; translation; modification-dependent protein catabolic process. The coding region runs from base 1 to 465 and encodes 154 amino acids. Gene Ontology annotation, molecular function: structural constituent of ribosome; protein tag activity; ubiquitin protein ligase binding.
AUGCAGAUCUUCGUCAAGACCCUCACGGGUAAGACUAUCACCCUUGAGGUGGAGUCGUCCGAUACCAUUGACAAUGUCAAGUCCAAGAUUCAAGACAAGGAAGGCAUCCCACCCGACCAGCAGCGGUUGAUUUUCGCCGGCAAGCAACUCGAGGAUGGCCGUACCCUUUCCGACUACAACAUCCAGAAGGAGUCGACUCUCCACCUGGUUCUCCGUCUGCGUGGAGGAGCAAAGAAGCGCAAGAAGAAGGUGUACACCACUCCCAAGAAGAUCAAGCACAAGCGCAAGAAGACCAAGUUGGCUGUUCUCAAGUACUACAAGGUCGACGGUGAUGGCAAGAUUGAGCGCCUGCGACGUGAAUGCCCUACCAAGGAGUGCGGUGCUGGUGUGUUCAUGGCUGCGAUGCACAACCGUCAAUACUGUGGUCGUUGCCACUUGACCUACGUUUUCGAUGAUUCCAAGUAA